CAAAAGAUUAUGAAAAGAAAAUAAACCCAAAAGAUUGAAUUUGAUUAAUCUAUUGUUCAGAAUCAAAAUUCCGAGAUUUCAAUUAGGCCAAACUCUAGCAAUUUAGCCCAAAUUAAUAAAUCACCUUUAAUCCCUAGGAAAGCAACUCUAUCAUAACAUCAAAAUCAAAGGAAAUAUCAAUAAGAACCUCUUUUAUCUAAAGAUAACAAAGUUAUUUAAAUUAGAAGUAUAACACCAAAUCAACAAAAAAUAUUUCAAUAUAAUGUAUAAAUCAUUAUUUUAUGAAUAAAGAAUGGCAGUCCUGUUAAAUUAAUUUAAAAAUAAUUAGCAGUCCAACAAGAAAAGAAAAUUAUAGUUAUUCCAAAAAGACCAGAAAAAUAAUAAUUUAGAAUUACAAAUAAAAUUAAUUCAUCACCUGAAAAAAAGAGUUUACAAAUCAAAGGAAGCAAUAAUUAAGCUUAAGAAUUUAAUUCGAUAAAUAAAGAAUCAGCUAAAAGCACAGAUUUUUAAAAGUUGAAAAAAAAUAUAAGAGAAUAACAUUAUAAAUAGCAAAAGUAAGAAUUUAAAAUAAUUACCCCAAAAUGUGCUUAGGAUUUCUCAAUGACUUCUCAUAAAAAUGAUUUGCCUUAAUUACUAAAAAAUUACUAAUAAGAAUUCAUAGAAGUUCGUAAAUAAUAUAUGAAUGAUAACUCUCCUCCUUUAAAUAUGAGUGGUAUGAAAUUCUAUAAUAAUAGAAAUUAUGGAAAUUAAUGAAGAUGGUCUUUCCUCCUUAGCACAAAGCAUCUAUCAUCAUUAAAUUCACUGA
Molecule: messenger RNA, 805 nt
Organism: Paramecium sonneborni
Lineage: Eukaryota; Ciliophora; Oligohymenophorea; Peniculida; Parameciidae
Source: the annotation of a GenBank genome assembly